Molecule: messenger RNA, 1059 nt
Organism: Knipowitschia caucasica
Lineage: Eukaryota; Metazoa; Chordata; Actinopteri; Gobiiformes; Gobiidae
Source: the annotation of a GenBank genome assembly
AUGUCCGACAGCUCUGCUUUGUCCGAGGACCUGGACAUAGAUGUGGUCGGGGGUGAUAUAUCCGGGAAGGACGGAAAGUACCUUCACGACUUCAACUUGGACAAUGACUCGGACGAUAACUAUUCACACAACGCGGCGGACGGGGUUCCCUCUCCAGGACAUAGCGGCUCGGAGUGUCCCCCGGAUCAAACGGACCCUAGCUCGGGAGCAGGCUCUGGCGUAGGCGACAAUAAACUCCGAAAAAACGCACUGGUGAAGCCGCCCUACUCCUACAUAGCGCUCAUCACCAUGGCCAUCCUGCAGAGUCCCAAGAAGAGGCUGACCCUGAGCGAGAUCUGCGAGUUCAUCAGCAGCAGGUUCCCGUACUACAGGGAGAAAUUUCCCGCAUGGCAGAACUCCAUCCGACACAACCUGUCCCUGAACGACUGCUUCGUAAAGAUCCCAAGGGAACCUGGAAACCCCGGAAAAGGCAACUACUGGACUCUUGAUCCAGACUCAGCUGAUAUGUUCGACAACGGCAGCUUCUUGCGCCGAAGAAAACGCUUUAAGAGGCACCAGAGCAACGAGAUACUCCGAGACGCGGGCGGGUAUCUGCCUGGGUUUGGAUAUGGCCCCUACGGAUACAACUACGGACUCCAGCUGCAAAACUUUCACCACAACCCUUACCACUCGCAUCACACCAGCGCUUCUUUCCCUUUCCCGGGCACCUCUCCAUGCACCUUGCCCUCGAACCCCCUCUUCCCCCCACCGCUGCCUUCUCUCUUAAGCGCAAAGCAGUUCUAUCCCCAGUUAAGUCCAUCUCUGCCCCCCAUAAAGACAGACAGCAGCCCACCGAGCCGUCCUUCCUUCUCCAUAGACAAUAUCAUCGGCGCGACUAACCCCAGCAGCUCUGCGUACAACUCCCAGCCGGGCGGACAGGCGCAAAUCUUGGCCAUGUUGACACCAAGUCUGGCCUCAGCAUCUGGACAUUUGAGCCUCACGCAGGACAGGGUUUCACCAGGAACACAGACGCAGACAUUUACGAGCAAAAGCCCCAACGUCAACACUUGUCCAUUCUAA